AUGGACUUCGUCCAACGUAUCAGAUUCAAGCCCUUGGGCGGCGAUGUCGCUCAAUCUGAGCCUAUCAGCAUCUCGCCACGUGCGAACCAUCCAGCGACGGUGCAAAGUACGGCGGAUGACCACGCCACCCCGUUAUCGACCGCUCUUGACGAAGUCUCUGAGAGCUCGAACCAGGAUCGUGGCGCACCACGAGAAAAUUGCCUCGAAACUGCAGAUCAGUACCAUGACACGCCACGAACGGAGGGUCUUGGCCCAGAAGCUGUCUCGAUUGCAGAACGAAGACUUCUUGCUAGAGCUCGUCUGCAUGGCAUUUACUCUGCAGACCGGCUCGACUACGAGAUCGAUCUUGGCCGACGUGCCGCUCCUGGCCUGCGAAUGCUUGAUGGUGGUCAAGCAACACGCAACGACCUCGACCUAUGGCUCUUCUUGAUAGAUGCUGCUCGCCAGAAGAAAGGUGUUCAGGGUAUCCACGACCUUUCCAAUGCUUUGUUUCAUCGCGGUCCGCCUCUGCAGCUCACCUCCGAUAAUGGAAACGCCAGGGACAUGAUAGAUGCGUUUUUAUGGGCUGCUAUCAAUGGUCCCAAGGCAGAACGCCAAGAUUACAGUUAUCUGAAGCGCAUCUGUACCCAGUGUCGCAAUCGUGGAUACUGCGCCGAUUUACUUUUCGUUGGCACUGUUGGGGGUCUGCUCAGAAUGAAGCCUCAUCUGGCCCUCAGCAUGGCGCAGUGGCUGAGGAAUCGACAGUUCUACAAAGGACCCGACGACUUGCAGCAUAUUUUCCGUUCAGCGUGCGCGUCAGCCAUCCCAUCCGCGCUUGAGCAUUGCAACGAUGUCUUGAACUUACUCACUUCAGACAAAGUUUACCACUGGACCGUUCCCUACUUAUGGGAAACUGAGCGCGCUGCAGAUGCAUUCGCCUGGCACGAUUACCGCCUUGCGCACGGAGACCGGCCGCAGAACUUCAGCCUACUCCUGCCCGACAUUGAGCCUUUCAUCACAAAUCUUACCAAACACGGCGUUGACUUCGCUGGGCAGGUACGACAGACUUACGAGAUCAUGGCGACGGAUCUGGCAAAUAAACCAACAACGGUCAAUGGGGCCGUUUCGCGGGCAGUAGCAGCAGCAAGGCGUUUCGCGACGCCCAGUGACGAGACUGUCGCACGACUUUUUGCGACUGCGAGCUUGUCUUUCGACUUCGCCCUGAACAGUCUCUGCUUCUUGGGGCUCAGACAAAUAGGGCCAAUGUCCGUUCGGCAGAUGAUCUUAGGCGCUCCGGAUCUUACAACUGUGAAUGAGAGAUUCGAACUGCUACAACAGCGAGGGGUCGACAUGGGAGCUCAUCCAUUCGUUGUCGUUAUACGGCAGCUGCAUAAGAUGAAAGAAUUUGGUUUGCUGAAGCGGAUUGCUGAGACUGACAUGCAUCACGACGAAUUUUCAGAUAUGACUUUGCAGCGUUCCUUGCUCCGCCGGUCCGUGCCGAACAAGGAGAUCUUCGACACAACGCGAUCUCUCUUGAUCCUACGUGCUAGUGACAACCGACUUCAAGACAGCGACUGGAUAACCAACACUCUCUUGGUCGAUGCUAUUCAUUGGGCAGACUGGCAAAGAGUGCUAGAGAUUGUGGUAUCUUUGCAUCAGACCCGACAUGUAAUCACUCCCAGCGUCAUAACAUAUUUGAGCCAGCGAUGUUUGGGGCCGUCGGUACGUCGUGAGAUGGCGUCUGAGUUUCUCGUGACGCCCCGAGAGGCUGAUCUGGUCUCCUUCUCGAUCGGCAUCUGUCAGCAAAUUCUAAGCAGCGGCAGCAACAUCGACGUGUCAUUCUGGAGAUAUGCAUUUGUAGCAUUGGCUCACACGAGCAGGAUCUCCGAAGUCCACAGACUGAUCCGCUGGAUCCUCAGACACUAUGGGCCAGGCGGUCAGCUCCGCGCCAGGAGCGCCUCCUCGGCCGACCUGAAAAACCUUUUCACGCCGAUGACCCAAAAAGCAAUCAUAGCAUGGGAUUUUACCAAAGUCGAAUGGAAGAGGGUUCUGUUCGGCGAUCGUGCGCCACCCGACCAUCUCUUCUUUAGGCCACUCACCUCACCACCAUGGAUUCAAACAGCGCGGCUGUUGCGUUACUUGAGCGAUCACCCGGAUCUUGGCGUCGAGAUCGACUACAUGGACUUGGAAGACGAGUUCGUCUACCGCUUGCGCCAAAUGCACCGCACCGUUCGUUCGACCCAGAUCUCAUCGAACAGGAGAUGGGCCGCUGUGCGAGGUUUCACUCUUUUGGACAUGGCUGAGCACUGGCUGAAGGUUUGGGAAGGCUCUGGUCAUAGUGUGGACGGAGAGAGGAUGCUUAAAAAAAUUGGCAAACUUAUCACCACCAGCUCGUAUCCUCAGGAAAGGUGGCCGGGCCUACGCAGGGUGAUGAAUAGACGAGUCAAUCCGCAUGUUCGCACUUACUUGGACGAUGUGCUUACCUGGAAGGCCCACAUAGUUCUGAGACGCUCACUUGUGGCAUCGAAACCAGCCGCGAUAGCAACUGCGUCCCGGUCUGAGCCGGAGCGCAGCAGCCUCUUUGGAUUGAGGGCCAGGCGAAAUCAGGGGAGCGACUCUACGCGUAACUCGGACUAUCAGGGGGUGCAAUUGAAGAGAAAAGAUACGAAUCUACCAGCGAGGAAGGGUCCCAACAACGAGAUCAUGUUCUCAGUCGACUGA
Messenger RNA from Cyphellophora attinorum, 2700 nucleotides. RefSeq lists its product as uncharacterized. Lineage: Eukaryota; Fungi; Ascomycota; Eurotiomycetes; Chaetothyriales; Cyphellophoraceae. The record is from RefSeq and is a predicted model, not a curated record. The transcript has 3 exons. The coding region runs from base 1 to 2700 and encodes 899 amino acids.